AUCAAUGAUUAUCUAAAAUUGAUUCCCUUCCUCUUCUCUUAUCCUACAGAACUUAUCGGGGAGAUUCAAGAUUAGAAGAACACUGAGUCUCUGUUGUGAUGGCAGGAAGCCGUGGAACCAUCAAGGGAUCUUCUUUCUUCAGUGCUGAAGAGGAUGCCCAGAAACUUCGAAAGGCUAUGAAGGGCUUGGGCACAGAUGAAGAUGCCAUUAUUGAAAUUGUGACCAAGAGGAAUUUGUCCCAACGACAACAAAUUGCAAUGGCCUACAAAUCCACUAUUGGCCGGGAUUUGAUUGCUGACUUGAAGUCUGAACUGAGCGGAAAUUUUGAGACGACCAUUGUUGGACUGAUGACCCCUAUCACACUGUAUGAUGUUCAGGAACUGAAGAACGCAAUGAAGGGGGCUGGGACAGAUGAAGGCUGUCUGAUAGAAAUUUUGGCUUCUCGUACAAAUGAGGAAAUCCGGCGGAUUAAUGAAACCUACAAACACCAGUAUGGAACUCACCUUGAGAAGGACAUUGUUUCUGACACAUCUUCAAUGCUCCGGAGAGUUCUGGUAUCUCUGGCAACUGGUAACCGAGAUGAGAGCCAGUAUGUCGAUGAGGGUCUUGCCCACCAAGAUGCCCAGUGCCUGUAUGAAGCUGGGGAGAACAGAUGGGGGACAGAUGAGGCCCAGUUCAUGACUAUCCUUUGUUCCAGAAACAAAACUCAUCUUCUAAGGGUAUUUGAUUGCUACAAGCAAAUCUCUGGUAAAGACAUUACAGAAAGCAUUAAAUCUGAGAUGUCAGGUGACCUUGAAGAUGCUCUACUAGCAGUAGUAAAAUGCAUAAGAAAUAGGAAUGGCUACUUUGCUGAAAGACUGUACAAAUCCAUGAAGGGUAUGGGGACUGAUGAUAAUACACUUAUUCGAGUCAUGGUGUCCCGCUGUGAACUUGACAUGAUCGAUAUUAAGGCAGAGUUCAAACGGAUGUAUGGAAAAUCUCUCUACUCCUUCAUUAAGGGAGACACUUCAGGAGACUACAGAAAAGUUCUACUCCUUUUGUGUGGCGGCGAAGACUAAGAAAUGAAUGAUCCAUGUCCCCUGCUUUUGGCAUUGCCUAUAGUUGACCUCUAAGUGAUCUCAGCCUUUAGCAAUAAUGCUUUUAUUUCUUGGAGAAUGCUUUGAUGUAAUAGAGUGUCAGUUUGAUAUUAUGCUAAACUGAGAUUUUGCCAGCUAGAAGAUCUGUUCAAAUAAGCUUUGAUAGAUUAUCAUGUCCUUGGUAGCAGGAGGAAGACUAUUCAAUAUAGGAAGUAUGAUUUUAAAAAAUCUGGUCUCUUUCUUUGUGGUCCUGGCCAAUGCUUCCUCUAAGCUGUGGAAUCUUGUGAACCACUGCAUAAACUAGCUUGCUUUGGGGCCAUUUUUCCUAAGGUAAGACAAAAAUGUGUGAGCCAGAGGCUAAAAAACUGUGAGCUAGCUCACACUAACUCAGCUUAGAGGGAACACUGGUUCUGGCUAUUCAUCUAUGCUACAGAAAGUAGCCACAAACCAGAAACUUUCCUGUUGCUCCUUUUUUUUUUUUUUGCAAUUAUUCUUUUUAUUUUCUCUCCAAAACCCCAAAAACACAAAUGAGAUACAAACAAACCCAACAGCCAUCACAACAACAAAACUAAACAAACAACAUAACAUAAAUCAGGAUGGAGAAUGCAGCCUCCAUACAUUCAAUAGUGCACAACCCUAUAUCUUUUUCACUGUUUUUUAACCCCAUUUCUCUCAACAUAUUAGCUUACUAUUCACUGAAUAAAUAGUAAGUAGAUCCUCAUACCAUUAUUUAUAUUUACAUAUCCAAUAAUUUACCUUAUUUCUGUUCUGUUCUGUUCCCAAUAUAUUUGGCAAGAGGAAGAACAAGAAAAAAACAUUCUAUGGAGAGGGGGGGACCACCCUCACCCAACUGGGAGAUCCACUACAAAGUGAGCAACCCUCUUUUGUUCUCUCUCUCUCUCUCUUCCUCUCUUUUUAUUUCUGGAGGGUUCUGUAAUUUUUAAUAGUUGGUCUAUUAAGACUUUGCACCUCGCCUCCUUACUCAUUUUUCUAUUGACAGUACUAUGGUCUUCCUUCUGAGAUGAAUAGUUCUUAUUAUGGGCUGAAUUACCCUUACAGAGAUCCUCUAUUUCUUACUCUGUAUCCAAGGACUCCAUUUCUGUUACUACCACCAAUACAUCACUUGCACCAUGUAAAAAGUCUUUUUCUCGGUUUUGUUCCAAAACCUCUUGGGGUCUCAAACUAUAGAUAACCUGUUUCAGCUCAGAACUGACUAGCUUUCCUUCUUUAAUCACUUGAGUUGUCCCAUCUACUUCCACUAUUUGAUUCUCAGCCUUCAUUUUAACAUCCAAAGGUCUUAAAGACUGGCUUAAGUCCAAAAUCUCUUCCCUAGUUCCUACUAUUUGUUCCUGUAGGCUAUCCAUUUUUAAAUGUAAUCCACCCAUCUACUCUACAUAGAUAUGCACUGUGCAAUUUGUCUCCUACCACGUUGUGGACUGUGGAUCUGAUAAAGCUGCUGGAAGACAUCUGAUCCUUGAAAGAAACACCAUAUGGUUGUACUCUGGGUAGCCGCGUUGUCAGAUUGCACAAAGUGUGUGUAAAGCAAUGUGUCCUCACUGAAAAAUCCCCUGCCUAAGAAACCCCCCUACCGGGGGCCUAUCGAGUCUUCCCACCUCAGAAGACCCCCAAAGCUAAGCGGUCCAGCACGUAUCUGCAGAGCCCUGCAGAACGUGUCCAUUCGUCAUUGCGCUGACAUCCCUGUUGCUCCUUUUGACUGCGGUUGAUUGCACUUCUUGCUAUUGAUGACAUUUUAUGGAGAUUAGGUUUGACUUUAGGAUACUUUGGAGAUCCUGUCUGCUGCAUUUUAAAAAGUUGUCCUAAGUGUUCUUUCUUACAUACUGGCCAGGCUUCAUAAAAUAUUAGUAUAUAUCAAGUUGCCAGUGAAUACAUGAAUUCUUGCCCAAUGUGUGUGUGUCUUUUUUGUCUUGAGAUGAAGAAUAACCCCCAUCCCCGGAUGGGAACAAUAAACUUAAAUUUAUUUUCAAACAUGCAAAUAAGUGCCAGGUUGUAAUAUGGAAACUAGGGGUGUGCAAGAAAAAAACCCCUCAAUAUUUUUUGGGUUCAGAUAUAUUGAACCUGAAAAACAUUGGUAUCUCUCAAUAUUCCCAAAUCCCAAUACCAGUAUGGUAUUCAGAAAAUAUUCAGGAAACCUGGAUUUUUUUGGUUCCAUUAUACUCUGUGGGUACUAUCAUAGUCAGUGGAUUCACCCAGAUUGCAAGAUCUUUAAACACCUUCAGAGACUCAUGUGGCUUAGAGAAGGCAUUUAAAGGUCCUUUUAAUUGCUGUUUAAGUUAAUCUAUCAGGUGGUCCCAAAAAACCCCAAAUGAACACCUUGGCCAUUUUGGAUGUCCUGAAAAGAACACCUUGGCCAUUUUGGAUAAACAAAGAGUUACCCAAAUUGCUAUUCAGCUGAACCAAUAUCUGAAAAAUACCAAGAAGGUAUUUUUCAAGUAUUUUUUCAGUUCAGAAAUAACUAAUGCACACCCCUAAUAGAGACAUGCGUAGUUCUACUGUGGGCUGGGGCCCUUUCCUGUUUAUGUUUAUGUGCCAGUCUCUGAUCCACAAUCUAGUAACCCAUGUUGCAUCCUGUGGGAAUUUUUAAAAAGACCAUGUGAAUAGUCUUCAUACUUAUGGGGGAACCCCAUCCUCCUAAAUGCUUUAGAAACUAGAUGGCCUGUGUAGGGCUUUUAUUAGCUAUAGAUAUUUUCUCAUUACAGACCUCUGUGUUUCUAAUACUGGCCUCUUGCAGGAUAUUCUGUAUUUCCCUGUAUAGAAGAAACUGGGCCAAUUCCAAAGCCUGUGCUUUGCAUGUAUGUACACACUAUUUUUGUCAACAGAAUGCAAUCUGCAGGAUAAGCAAAUGUGUGCAGAUAUGUAUAAUGUCUGUCAGAAUAUUGAAUGUUGGUAUAUAAUUUAGACUUUGGUGCUCCUGUUCUUACCCUGGUUAUGGUGCUGGUUGUUCAAAAUAUGUAAACUACUUUCAUUUGAUUAUGUGCUAAUUCUGACACAUUUUUGUACCUUUUCUACAAUAUGGCAGAGGUUAACCUUGAAUUGUUUCUUAAGCUUGAGUUUCUUGUUCAUCUAGGAAUGCUGCUUUGGAGAAAGCAUGAAACUGAAAAAUUGAUUCUGUGUAAUGUAAGACUUGCUGUCUAUCAGAAUGGAACUUAAGCUGCAUUCUGAACAGGAAACUUUUCCUAAUAAAGUGGGGUAUUUGUCAGGAUAAAGCAAUUGUUGAAAAUGUGUUACAUAACUGGAAGAGAAUAUUAAUCUGGCAUAGAAAGUAGAUAAUACACAGUGACCAUCUGAAGUGUAAAAUUGUAUUGUGAUGCUUGCUUUGCAGUUCAAUAAAUCAAAUUUGCCUCUGCUGGUA
Molecule: messenger RNA, 4446 nt
Organism: Heteronotia binoei (common prickly gecko)
Lineage: Eukaryota; Metazoa; Chordata; Lepidosauria; Squamata; Gekkonidae
Gene: ANXA4
Product: annexin A4
Exons: 12
Coding region: 99-1058 (319 amino acids)
Cellular component (GO): cytoplasm
Molecular function (GO): calcium-dependent phospholipid binding; calcium ion binding
Source: RefSeq, a predicted model, not a curated record